CCCUACAAUAGGGGUAAUUAGACAGGUGGAAUGGAGGGUGAGGGCAGUGUGGAGCUAUACAAGAUGUGGUUAGGCACCUAUGCAGUCCCACAGGUGGGACAUUAUUGGGACUAUACUGAGAAGGACGCCUGGAAUCCUGAUGGGGAUGUGUGUUUUGAUAGUGCCCCUUGCUGUAGGCUCCUGGAUAUGAGUGAUGAAGUCCUGCUAAUGGUGUUUGAGUUGCUGGAUCCCUUCUCCCUGCUUAAACUUGGUGGAGCCUGUAGAAUGUUUUAUAGGGUCAGCAACACUGACAGCCUGUGGGCCCGACAUUGUACGCUUGCCUUUGGCUCUGAUUUUAGGACUGGUUGCACUGACUACACCCCAAAGGAAGCAUUUAAGCUGCUGUACAUGUGGGGAAAGCUGUACAAGACCCUGCCUUGCAACAGACAGUUGCAGGACUUGCUGUUUUCAGGGUUACCCCUAAAAAGAUACUGGAUACAGUGGCUCACUUUAGAAGAAAUGGUUCCUCUUCCUCCUGUCCAGCUAAUUGAUCAGGCUAUAGAAGAUAUUUGGGGAAUUAAUAAAGGCCAACUGGAUGAAAAACACAAAGUUACAGAUGAAUCCUUAGAAGAUGUCGACAACUGCCUGUAUAGGUAUGACUGGAAAGAACUACAUAAUAUGGCACUGAAGUACCAUGGGGAUUUUACAAAAGUUCAAUCUCAUGUUCUUCAAAAAAUGAGCAUGGAAUGUCAUGAAGAUCUGGAAUGGCUCUAUUGCCAGUUUAUGCGCUAUCGUUUCCAGUGGCUUUUUUCUUAUUGGCUCUUUGGCCUUUCCAAGUCCUGUGCCAGGCAGCUGCAGAGAAUCUUUUUAUGGUGGAAACGCUUUGACAAAAUAAAAGUGUCUUGUUGGGGCUCUUCCACUUGUGAUGUUCAGUACUUUGCUUCUCUUCAUGCAAUCACAGAUGACUACUGGAAUGGAAAGCUGGCAUGUGGGGAUGAGAAUAUAGGUAUUCAGACAGUGGAAAACUACUUUUCUAUGUGUCGGUCUCUUCUGGCCUGGAUCCUAGGCCGAAAGUGGGGGAGAUUUAAGCAGAAGAAGGUCUACCAAGACACUUUAGAUGGCGUUUACAGAAUGCUAAAAGCAGAAAUUCAGGUUUCCAUGGUUAAUCACGAGCAGUUCUGGGCAGCAGCUAAAGUCCAGAUGAUGCGAAUAUGCACCCUGGAGGAGACAGCUGGCAACUAUGUCAAUUGGAAGUUAAUUGACUCCUUGCCGUGCUACAGGCUAUACAUGACAUCUGGUGAUUCCUUCUAUCUGGAACAUAUUAAAGGAUUUUUAACUAGAAAGCAGCUUAUAAGUAACUGGCUUCUCAAAGAAGAGAACUUUUGGGUCAGGAACCUUCUACCAGAAAGCUUGUUUCACCUACUGGAGUACGACACAAAGAUCUAUGAAGAGAGACUUCACGGUGAUACUAUGGCUGCCCAUCUUACCAGGCUUAUCUGGCUCUAUUUGCAUUCCGGUCAUCAACUAUACAUUGAUGCAAUGAAAGGAUUUGUUUAUGAAUGUGCUUAUGCCAGUUUUGCAUCCCAAAUCUACGAGAGUGGAACUAUAAUCUCUUCCUUUUUAUACUUUUAACAAGACUUUUAGAUUAUUUUAAAAAAAAAAAAGAUUUGAUUGAAUUCCUGCACUAUUUUGCAGUUUUUAGCUUUGCUCCUUUGCGAUUAUCUCUUUAUAGAUGCACUACAUUAACUCUUUAAGGAGUUUUAGACCUUCUGGACUGCUAAUCAUUAUCCUAAUAUUUAGGGCAUGUAUUGUAUUUUAAAUAGAUUCACUGAACACUUAAAAGAAUUGAUCCAUUAGGGUUAUUAAAUGUAUUUGAUAUUUUUGUAUCAGUGUAAAAUGUGGCCUGUUCUCAACUUACAGCAUCUAUUUUUUUUUUCUCCAAGUCCCCCCUCUGAUUAAAAUCUGUUGGGGACAAUAUGUACAGUGUUUGCUUCAGUUCUAAUAAUCCUUGCCACUUAAUCAGUAAGCAUAGUAGUAUUUACGGAUGUUCCAAGUGACUUGUUUUUUUGUUCUUGGGAAGGUGGGUGUUACUAGAACUGAAGCAAAUUUUGCACCUGGUAAUAAUGCUCCCUUUGCCUUGUAACAGGGUAAGGGUGUGUUGUGCCAUGCUGUAAAUGUCUAACCAUUGCCGCUCAGUCUGUACUACAGAUGCUAGGAGUUGGAGAUCAUCCAUAUUGGCUUAGAAUUAAGUUUCUUUAUUAGAAGCACAUCUUCAGGUUUGCAACCAUUUCUUAGUAUUUUCUUUGUUUCAAGAUGUCUGAGUAGAAAGAAAGGUCUUUUUAUAUUGACCUACCUGUGAGUCUUCCAGAAGUGAAUAUAUUUUAGCAAUAUUUUCUCUAGUGGUUUGUAAGCUGCUUUACUGCAGUCAUUUUUGAACGUGCUAGGCUUACUAACUUGUAAAUGACUUUAAGGCAAUAAAUGCCUCUUUCUGCAAU
This is a messenger RNA of Xenopus tropicalis (tropical clawed frog), 2474 nucleotides long. RefSeq lists its product as uncharacterized. NCBI's taxonomy places the organism in Eukaryota, Metazoa, Chordata, Amphibia, Anura, Pipidae. Bases 31 to 1611 code for a protein of 526 amino acids. The transcript has 8 exons. The record is from RefSeq and is a predicted model, not a curated record.